This is a messenger RNA of Salmo salar (Atlantic salmon), 1797 nucleotides long. RefSeq lists its product as uncharacterized. NCBI's taxonomy places the organism in Eukaryota, Metazoa, Chordata, Actinopteri, Salmoniformes, Salmonidae. The record is from RefSeq and is a predicted model, not a curated record.
ACAAGACGACACAAACAGAUCUGUGACCAGGCUACCCUUUUCUAUUGAGCACCUUUACAUUGUAUUUCCAAACCUAGUUUUGUGUAGGCUAGUGGACCGCCAAGGACUUAUCCCUCUUCAUGAUUAGCGCUACCUCAGCGAAAUGGAGACAAUGCGACUGAGAAGAGACAUGAAGGCCCUUCUGGGGGAUUACAUUGGUCAGAAACUGAGAGAGAAUGGCUUUGACCCCAAGGGGAAGGGAUCCACUACCAUGCUGGAUGACCUGGCUCAUUAUGACUUGGCCAUAAGUGUUGCGCUUUGGUGGCUGGAGAAAGGGGAAGGGCAUGAUGUGAUAGACAGAGACGUCGUUGGAGUGGGUAGCCCAGGGUAUAAUGGGCAGUACCCCAACCUUCUUGAAAGAGAAGCAAUGAUCCUCUCUUCCUUUGCUGGGAUGAUCCUGAAUAGCUUGCCUGUAGAAGACAUUCUAGCCCUCUACAGCACCAAACCAUCUGCCGCUUACCUCCACCAGCAUUCCAAGAGCACCAUCGUUCAUCCCUUUACCUUGUCCUACCACCCGUUUGCAAUGCUGAGCUCGUUCAAGGCCGUGGACCACUCCAGGAAGCAUACCCAGAAGUUGAAGUGGUGGCUGUCUGUGCAGGGUAAAGGAGGUGCUGCCCCUGCGGUACAGAGGGCCUUGGUGCAGUCCUCCUCCUCCUCCUCAUCCACAUCUAACACCUUCCUCAGUGUUAGUGGUGAGUCCUUAAAGGAACAAACAGAGCAUUAUGAAGGAUAACAAGAAUCUCUACAUGAUUAAGGAAAUUCCUAUCCUGCGUUAUUAUACUGUUAUUACAGGGUAUCAAUCCUCCAGUGUGUUAUCAUAUCACUAGUGGUUUCCUCUAAGUAUCAACCCUCCAGUGUGUCAUCAUAUCACUAGUGGUUUCCUCUAAGUAUCAACCCUCCAGUGUGUUAUCAUAUCACUAGUGGUUUCCUCUAAGUAUCAUCCCUCCAGUGUGUUAUCAUAUCACUAGUGGUUUCCUCUAAGUAUCAACCCUCCAGUGUGUUAUCAUAUCACUAGUGGUUUCCUCUAAGUAUCAACCCUCCAGUGUGUUAUCAUAUCACUAGUGGUUUCCUCUAAGUAUCAACCCUCCAGUGUGUCAUCAUAUCACUAGUGGUUUCCUCUAAGUAUCAACCCUCCAGUGUGUUAUCAUAUCACUAGUGGUUUCCUCUAAGUAUCAACCCUCCAGUGUGUUAUCAUAUCACUAGUGGUUUCCUCUAAGUAUCAACCCUCCAGUGUGUUAUCAUAUCACUAGUGGUUUCCUCUAAGUAUCAACCCUCCAGUGUGUCAUCAUAUCACUAGUGGUUUCCUCUAAGUAUCAACCCUCCAGUGUGUCAUCAUAUCACUAGUGGUUUCCUCUAAGUAUCAACCCUCCAGUGUGUCAUCAUAUCACUAGUGGUUUCCUCUAAGUAUCAACCCUCCAGUGUGUUAUCAUAUCACUAGUGGUUUCCUCUAAGUAUCAACCCUCCAGUGUGUUAUCAUAUCACUAGUGGUUUCCUCUAAGUAUCAACCCUCCAGUGUGUUAUCAUAUCACUAGUGGUUUCCUCUAAGUAUCAACCCUCCAGUGUGUUAUCAUAUCACUAGUGGUUUCCUCUAGGUAUCAACCCUCCAGUGUGUUAUCAUAUCACUAGUGGUUUCCUCUAUAUUUGGUUUUACCCAUCUGUAAGGAAUCAAAUGUUUCACUACACCAUAUACAUUACUGUACAAUUACUGUACACUCUCUGUAACAAAUAAACAUGUAUUGCCUAUGUGGAAAGCAGGCA